Cyclospora cayetanensis is the source of this 1884-nucleotide messenger RNA. RefSeq lists its product as uncharacterized. NCBI's taxonomy places the organism in Eukaryota, Apicomplexa, Conoidasida, Eucoccidiorida, Eimeriidae. The coding region runs from base 1 to 1884 and encodes 627 amino acids. The transcript is spliced from 2 exons. The record is from RefSeq and is a predicted model, not a curated record.
AUGACGCUCUCACCAAAAAGGGCCAGCGGGGCCUUCCUGCCUUCCCUUUCUCCCCUUGCUCAUGCGUCGGACGCGGGCAGUCUACCUCGUGUGGAUGCCUCCAACACCGCUCAACUCCCCCGCUCUAGCCGUGAGCAUGCGUUGUAUUCUUUGCUUUGCUGCAGGGCGUGCCGUGUGCAGCCCGCGUCAGGCCACCCGGGUGCCUCUCAGCCAACGCCGUUUGGGUUGAACCGUUAUAUCUUACUGCUGAUCUAUGUGUUCAUCACGCUCAGCACUUCCUGCGUGUACUUCGGGUGGGGGCCGCUCAGCCAUAUGUUGAUUGAGUCGGGGGCCUCCCUAUGGAUGUGCAGCACAGAGGAGCAGCUCGAGUUCGUGGUGUCUCCUACUCCCGCCUGCCUAGCUCAAGACACGAGCGUGCAGAGCCUCUUCACGAUUUGUUAUGCGGCUCACUUCGUAGUUAGUGGGGCUGCCGGUGUCCUCAUAGACACGGCUGGCCCCAAGGUGACUGCCGUAUUAGGGCAGAUCCUCAAUAUUUGCGGCUGGGUUUUCUUGGGCUUCUCCAACGAAGCUUUUCGAGCAACUAUUCCCUCCUUCAUAUUCAUUGGGGCCGGUGCAGAUAUGUGCUUUCUUCCCAUGCUCUGCAUUGUGAACCUUUUCCCUGGAAGUUCGGGAUUUGUGUUCACGGCACUUGGCGCUGCCUCGUCGCUCAGUUUUGCUGUGCCUUCUAUGUUAAGGGCCGUCCAACUCACGGGUUUGAACUUCAGGUGGGUGUGCUGGGGCUAUGCGGUGCUCGGUCCUGCCUUCUCUCUCCUUCUGGUUUGUCUAUUUGUUCCUUUGGACGACUUCAUCCACGAAGACAUGUUCGUGCUCGUCAAAAGUGCGGAGCACGGGGUGCUGAAUCCUAAAGACCGGCUCGUGGGGCACAGGCCGCAUAGGGGCAGCAUCCUCUCGAGGGAACGGGGGGAGGAGGCAGAAAAGGAGGUCGAAGGUGACAAAAAGAAAGAGCGAGGGAGGGAACGAUACGGCGGCAAGGAGCGCCAUACACACAACAGGGGCGCUUCGUCACCCAACAGUCUUUCAUCCUCUGUGGUAACGCUUUCACAGAGCGACAGCGGACAUUUAAGCAGUGUAACUGACGAAGCUUUUUUUCAGUCCUUUAGAAUGGAAGCCUGCAGCUUCCUCUAUUUCGGUAUUUGCAUCUACUUUGUUAUCUGCAGUGUGGCCAUGAACUACUAUCAGCAGGCCGCUGCCCUUUUCCUCUUGAACGAGGCUUACGAGGCUCUAGAGUUCGCGAUUCCGCUGUCUACCCUUCCUUGCAUCAUCCUCGGAAGGCUGACGGACUUCGUGCCAGUUAUAUAUGUAAUGAUGGUGACGAAUACGGCGGGAGCUCUGAGCUUCGGCUUGGCGAUACCUGAGGGCCUGAAAAAAGACUUUUUCUCGGUAUGUUGCUUUUCAGUGUACAUCUCAAUUUUCUCAUCUCAAGUGUACAUAUUCGUCAAGAAACAUUUCACAUCACUCAAUUUCGGCCGUCUCAUCGGUGUUGCGAGCAUGCUGGGAGGCCUAGUCUCUCUCGUUAGCAACCCUCUCUAUCAGCAAGUAACGAUGGAGCAUGACCAGGGCGACCCAGACCCCAUAAUGUGGGGCAUAUUCUACACAAUAUGCGGGGCCUAUUUCCUCCUGAUCUUCAUGGCGAUAGUAUCAAGCAGGAAAAAGAGGCUUGAAACAGCCGCCAUGGUCCUGGAAAAGACACAGACCGCACAUACUAACAGCGGUCGCCCCAAAAGGAUAAUAGAGGCAUCCGCUUCACCCCAACGUGCCUUGGACAGCGACAAACAGAACGAGAAACAUCGAGGAGCGCCCUUGGUAGAAAUUGAAGGUCUAUAA